Molecule: messenger RNA, 4839 nt
Organism: Malaclemys terrapin pileata
Lineage: Eukaryota; Metazoa; Chordata; Testudines; Emydidae
Exons: 10
Coding region: 132-2708 (858 amino acids)
Source: RefSeq, a predicted model, not a curated record
AGAAGGCUCGCUCAAAAUGGCGUACAGCCUUCCCGCCCCUGUGCCGAUCCGAUUGUCUCCUCGGCCUCUAUGGCUUCCUCCCCAUUGGAGAGAAGUACUGUCAGUCACAGGCGAGCGUCCCUCUGGCUGCCAUGACAACCAGAAUGCGGGACUGUGCUGCCUGCUGCGGGGAUAUGCCGGGGCGAGUCUCCACCAGGGGCCUCACCCGCUCCGUGGCUCAUAGACUAAAAUAUUACAUUGAUGUGCAAAGAAAAGAAGAUAGUUUUGAUUUAUCAGGAGCUAGCAGGAAUGAGGCUGAAAGUUCCAGUUUCUAUAUGCAUCCUGGAAGUAUUGCUGAACAAAAAUAUGAUCAGUGUCUCAAGCAUAAUUUUACAGAUUGUAAAUUCGAAGCAUCUCUUCGAAUGUAUACAGGAAAUUCUGAAGAAUGUGAAAGAAAAUUACAGAGCAGCCCAGAAAGACAACAGGAAAUGAAGAUCAUCAAAAAGAAAAUGGCACAAGAUGUUGUAACUGACAGACCUUUCCCGGUCUUAGUAAGGAGUACAAAAAGAACAAAGAAGUUGCACAGCUUCCCUUCCAGACUAUCUCAAUUUCCUCCUCCCCCAUACACAUCACAAGAAGAAGUCAUGAGGCUCAUUUCAUCAGCUUCAAAGCUAAUUGUUGCGGCGACUUGUGAAAUCUCUUCGGAGGAAAUAAAGAAGCUAGACUGUGCCUCACCCCAGAAGAGAAAAGAAGCUAAAAAUAGUCAAAGAUUGGACCAUUACUACAAGCAGCGUGCACCUCCUCUUGUGAUCUCUCGAGAUCCCCAUGAAUAUGAAGCUAAGAGUACACGGGAAAUGAACAAAUUAGAAGAAUCAAAUGCUGACUUUAUCCAAGAAAAUUCAAGGAAUGAUUAUGGGAAAAAUACAAAGAAAGGCAAGAAAGAAAAAAACAUUAUAAAUGUAAAUGGACAAUUCAGAGUUGAGAGAUCAUCUAACGUUUCCAGUAACUCGUCUAAACAUAGGAGUGUACUUUCUAAAACUUCGACAAGAGCAACUGAUUUAAAUUCAUUGUACUUAAGUACCAUAUCUCCAUAUGCACAAGGAACUGGCAGAAGUAAAGGUCCUAAAAAAAAUGUGCUUAAUGAAGGGGAGUCCUCUGCCUUGCACAGCUCUUCAGGGAUAUCUGAAUGCCAAGAUACAGAGCCAAGUACUGGCCGUAUAUCAGGCUUGACAAGUUUUGCUCACUCUCAGAAAAAUGAAUGCAUCUCUGGGUGGCUCUGUAAGUCAUCUGAAUUCAAAAGGCAAAAGUCACCCCAAAUGCCUAGUAGAAAGCAUUCAGGCAUCAGCAUUAGUAAGUCUAGCAAGCUUUCACAGAGAAGGCCAAUGGAGAACUCCAGGAAUAUGCCAGUACAUCAAAAAGAAAGAAAAAAGAAUGAAGGAAACAGGGAAUUAAAUGAGAAAAUAAUUCAUACUAUUUCCACAAAUGCACAAACCCCAAUCAUAAAUGAAAACACGGGAGAACAAACAGCUUCUGUUGUGGCUCUUAAAUGUGGCACUCACCACAGCCAAAAUACCACAUGUAACAGCCUUCAUCAGAGACCUCAAAGUAACCAGCACCAAAAAAAGAAGAAAGAUUUGUGUGAAUUAGCUACAGGAAAAAACACCAAAUCCCAUAAGGUCCGUUUCCAAGGUCCAUUGCUGUUUUCCAGAAAUACUGAACAGAAAUGUAACUGUGUAAACUUGAAUAGUUGUAACAUAACAAGUGACUAUGGAAUUCAAACCAUUGCUUCAGAAAGUAAAUCUUUAGGGACUGUGACACAUCUUCCAGAGAAUGAAAAUGAAGAACACCUUUCUAGGGUCACACUUGGAGCACCUUCCUUUCUACAUCAAGUUUUCCUGGAAAUGGAGCAAGAUGCAUCACCUACUUCAACUGCAUCUGAGCCUAAAGAUCUGGACAGCAGUUUAGAAAACAAAAGUAUACAACAAUUAUGUAACCAGCGUUUCAUCCUUAAUGAAUCCACAGGAGACACGAAGGUUCAGGAUACUAUCAGCAAUGUACAUACAAGUAACAUUAUUUUAACAGACCCAUGUGAUUGGCAAAUGGCACAUAUCCCACAGAAGGCUCAGUGUUGUUGCACCUGUUCAGAAGAACAACACAACUUUAUAUCUGAAACAUCUGAUGAAGAACAAGACAGUUUCUCAGAUUCAUCUGUGACAGUAACAAGUAUUUUAGGUGCAUUAGAAAACCAACAGUCAGAAGAGGAGUUCACUAUAUCAUCUGUAUCUGAUAGCCUGAGUCUUGGAUCAUUAUAUGAUGUGCAUGAACAGAUGGAAGAAAACAUUUGUGUUGACCAAAAAGAGGAGGAAAACUCUGACUCCAGCAUAGGCCAUCUUGAUGAAAGAGUUCUAGAGGAAAUGCAGAAGAUUAGCACCUCGGAGAGGCUCUCUCAGACAAACUCCUUCCAUUUCAGGCACUCCCCCUUGUACAGAAAACAGGAAGGCUCCCAACACACACAAGAGGAGCACGACCAGCACGAGGACACAGGAGGUGACCUCCAGCUGCAGAGUCAGAAGCCAGAGCUGAACCCUCCUUCCGCCAGGCAGCUCUGUACUCACAGAAAUGGGGGGUGGCAGUGGCAUAUGACCCCACAUGCUCCCCCCAUCUCACCUCUGUUUGGGGGGCCAAUGCCUCCCCAAACUACGCCCACCAGAAACCACGUGGGCGCAUGACCACUCAUGCAGAUUCCCUUUGCUUCCCCAUCACUUUCUGCUGAGAAGCAAAGAAAUCUGCAGAGGGACCUGAAUUCUGUGCCCACACAGUGGCGCAGAACUCCCCCAGGAGUAAAAGCGUAUUAAAAAAAAUCAAAGUCCCAUUGAUUUCACGGGGAGUUCCACAUUCAGAGAGCUUGCAUGAUUAGGCCCACAGAGCCUGAGCUUGCAAAGACUUACCUAUGUGCUUAACUUUACUACCAUGACUACUAGUACUAGCAUACUUAACUUUGUGCAUUGAAUUGUCCCCUGCCUUUAGUGGGACAGCUCACACCAUGUCAAGCUAAGCAGGGCUUUGCAGGACUGUGGUCACAAUUAUUCAUUUUUACCUUUUGUGAAAUACAUUCUUCCAAUGUAAUUUCCUGUUUUGAAAGAAAAUUACUGUCAGAAUUAUAUUACUACUAAGUAUUGUGUUGGCCUGUAAAUUACUGUAAAUUUAUUGUCUCUUUGAUCAUCAGUAUAUUAAAAAGCCCAAUAUAUUUGUAAUUUAUAGUAAAAAUAUUUCCUACCAGUCAAUUGGAUUUUUUAAAGUGAUAAAAGAGCUCCAAGGAAAGACUGUUAUUUUUAUACCACUGUGGGAAAGGGUCCAGCAGUCAGAUAGGAUAUUUCCUAGCACCAAAUGAAGUGGAGAUAAACUAGAAAGACAGAAAUGCUCUUAAUUCCCUUCCAAGACAGUUACUUUGUUCUCAACUGAAUAUAAAUAUGAUGCAUUUUUUUAAUUUUUAGAACAGAUGUCAAAGCUGUUGUUCAGUCUCAAUACAGUUAGCUCUAGACAGCAAUGAGGCUUCAGCAGUGCAGAUUGACUUCCCUAUAGAUGCUAAUGAUGCCUAUGGAAGCCAGCCCAAUGGAAGUGACACAAUAACAUCAUGUUGCCUUAAAUGUGACCCAGAUUUUCAAACUUGUUACCACUAAAAGCCAAGCAUUUAGUAAAAGUGUGUAUCCUAAGUGAGAUUCACUGAACACAAGACUAAUCCAGAUCCAAUUAGGCCCUGGCCCUGAAGCCUGUGGUAAAACUCACAUUGCCUUUAUUUGUACAGGAUCAAUCCUUCUGUUAGUUUCCUCAGGGUACAUCUACACUACAGCGGGGAGUCGAUUUAAGAUACACAAAUUCAGCUACGUGAAUAGCGUAGCUGAAUUCGACGUAUUGCAGCCGACUUACCCUGUUGUGAGGACAGCGGCAAAAUCGACUUCUGCUGCUUUUUGUCGGCGGCGCUUACUACCACCUCCGCUGGUGGAGUUAGAGCGCCGAUUCGGGGAUCGAUUGUCGCGUCCCGACGGGACGCGAUAAAUCGAUCCCCAAGAGGUCGAUUUCUACCCGCCGAUUCAGGCGGGUAGUAUAGACCAGACCUCAGAGCUGAAACUGACUUGGAAAUGGUGAUAUUCAAUUCUGGUAACAUUUUAACAUGGUUUGACUCAUGCGACUCUUUUCUCACAAAGUGAACAAACAUUUAAAUAUGGUAAAGAUUUUAUUUUUAGCUUUAGAUUUAAAGCAGAUUUGGCAAGUAAACCUUGUGCUUAAGUUUUGCAGCCUUAUUAGUAUAAUUCUGAAAUGGUGAAAAAGAGCAAUUCCUUAUGACAAGAACAGGCAGUAUUUAAUAUAAGCCUAACCAGUUUAAAGAAGUGUUUUGUGAACUCAACUUAUUUUCAGUGUUACUUUAUCAUAGAAAAACAGCAUUUUAAACAAGUUUUUAAAAAGUUUUAGUAAUUGAGUCUUUUAAAAAAUAACUUUAAAUACCGUGGUGCAGUUGAUUAUAAAAAUAACUAGUAAUUUAGUUUGCAUCAGGACAAAACCUAUUAUUACAUAAAUUUUGGGGGGAUUUCAUAACUAAGACUGAUGGUCUCAGAUGGGAUCAUACUUAGGUCGCUAAGCCCCUCCACAGCUGUGGCUACAUUGCUAUGUUUAGCAUGCUAGUUUGAUCAGAACUAGCAUGGAUAGGUCUCCUCAAGACUAAAUUUACAACUUCCAACUCCAAUGCAGACAUACCCUCAGAUCCUGUGAGUUUGCAGAGCCAGCCGUUAGGGAAUAUGUUUUUUAACUUCUUCACAAAAUAUGUAGCAUAUUCAAUUUAUUUAAAGCAAAGUAUAUUUUAAA